Messenger RNA from Cutaneotrichosporon cavernicola, 5169 nucleotides. RefSeq lists its product as uncharacterized. NCBI's taxonomy places the organism in Eukaryota, Fungi, Basidiomycota, Tremellomycetes, Trichosporonales, Trichosporonaceae. Bases 1 to 5169 code for a protein of 1722 amino acids. Gene Ontology annotation, molecular function: phosphorelay sensor kinase activity. The transcript is spliced from 18 exons. Gene Ontology annotation, biological process: phosphorylation; phosphorelay signal transduction system. The record is from RefSeq and is a predicted model, not a curated record.
AUGACGGCGGGUACCUUCCUCACCGGCAUAGCCCGCGCCGUGGACAGGAUACGGCCCGCCGCCUCCAACGAGGACUCGCAACCCACAACUUUCCCAGAUCCGAACUGGCCGUCCCAGUCACAGCUCGACCUGCCGCGACAUGUCGGCGUCGACACCAGCAACAUCCCCGCCGACUUUCUGAACUCAUACCCGUAUCCCGCAUUCGUCCUUAUCUCGGGCUCGCCAGAAGCAAAGCGCUUCCCGCCACUCCCAUGGACACGAGGCAAGUAUGCGGAUCUCCAUCCCUUUGAGCCUGUCUGGUCAAAUCGGCGGUGGAAGCGGCUCUCCCGCGGCCGUCCUCUCCUCGAUGGGUUAUCGGUGGACAGCUCGAGGAAGCUUGCGGACUGGCUGGGGUCUUCCAACUCAGAGACCGCCGAAGCGCUUGACGAAUCCGGGGUUUCGGAGAACGGGAAUGGAGCGAGGCGGUCUACUUGUGCAGGACGCAACCCGAUUCUCACGCUCACCUUUGCGUUUGGGCCUGAAAGGGUCGUGCUCCAGCUGUCAAAGACGUACCUGCCGAUUAAUCAGCCCGACGGGGCGCCGCGCAUACGGGCCCCGGCCCAAGCGUUUGCAGUUGUGACGGCCACGCCUGUGGAGCAGGAUGUGACCGUGACGAUUGAUGCCAGGUCCCGCCCAAGCUGCGCCUCCUCCAGUACUGCCGAGGUGCACAAUGAGACGCCUCCCUUGUCGCACUCCGCAUGCCAGUCGCUGCGGGAGGCAGAGCCCCGCGACCUACCGGUGUGGGACGAUGCGCAAACCGACAACGAGGAGACUGACGAGUUCGGUCCCCUCGCCCCUGGGCGGCCGCUCUAUCUCUUCAGCGACGGUUCGUUUGUCAAUAGCUCGCUGCCUGGACCAGCAGAGGAGGGUAAAGUUUCUGACGUUGUGGCCCUCCUUGAGAGUACCGACUGGUCGGCAACACAGCUGGGCCCGCGGGAAACGUGGUCCGCGUCUCUCAAGGCCUCGGUCAGAACUGUAAUGGAAUUUCCGUUCGCGGCAGGCGUCUGGUGGGGCAAGGAGCACACAAUGAUAUAUAAUCAGUUGUACGCCGACUCGAUGCCCGAUCAUCCCAAGGCCUUUGGACGUUCAGGAUCGAGCUCGUGGGCAGGUACAAAGUCGCUUGAGGACUACAACCAGGCGCUCCUCGAUACGUUGGAGGAAUACCCACGGGAUGCGCCAUUCGCCCUCAUCUUCCACGUCGAGUCCACAUCGCCCAACUUCCAACCGCGCAAGAUGGGCAGCCGCGCGAGCUCGUUCCGAGGUGCAGCGUCGUCGGUGCGCUUGCGAUAUACCGGUGGUGUGGGUGUUCCUGAGGGACAUCCGUCCGCUCCACCAACGUGCUCUGUGGAAUUGCUUCCAGGCGAGCAGCCAACUGAGGAGAUGAUGGCGAGCGCAUUCACAGCACUGGAGGUGACGCCAGGCCAGCCUGGGUGUCGGUCCAAUCUCUCAACCAUGCGGCGGGUUAUCUUCAACACGGACGCCGAGGGCCUGUUGGCCUCCGACGAAGACCAGCCCGCGCCCGCCGAGCAGUGGCCACUAGCCGAAGCGCUGCGAGCGCGGCAGCCGAUCAUCGUUCGCGACUGCUCAAAAUUGAUCGAGGGGUAUCCUGUGCGCAUAUGGGACGAGCUACCUACGUCGGCUAUUGUCAUUCCCAUCUCCUACUCCGACGGGGAUUUGCCAGGCGCAUUGCUCGUGCUCGGCCUUAGCUGCCGCCUCCCGUUCGACGCUGAGUAUCAGGCCUUCCUUAGAGCGCUCCGCGUCCAGUUGUCCGCGCUCUUCGCCGCCGCACGAUUCCACGAAGAGGAGACGAAGCGUGCAGAGGAACUUGCAGAUCUCGAGCGCGCCAAGAAACUCCUUCUCGCGAACGUGUCGCACGAUCUCGUCACGCCAAUCUCACUCAUCGCUGGCCCACUCGACGACGUGCUAGCAGAGAUGCCGGCUGGGCGACAGCGCGAGUCCCUGAACAUGGCGCGGAGGAACGUUCAGCGCCUCUCCCGCCUCGUUGAUAUGCUCAUGGACCUCAGCAGCCUCGAGACGGGAAACAUGGCCGGCAGCUUCCGCCGCGUCAAUCUUGGACAGGCAACGCGCAACGUUGCCGCCAUGUUCAAACAGGCGACAGACGCUGCGCACCUCACCUACAUCGUCGAGUGCGACAUGGAGAACCGCGAUGUAUACAUCGACCGAGACAAAUACGAGAAGAUCCUCUUCACGCUCAUCGGGAACGCACUGCGGUUUACAUGUGAUGGGACCGUCCAUGUGACAGUGCACUACAAGGACGACAGGGCUGUCGUGUCCGUGGAGGACACUGGGGUCGGGAUCCCAGCCAAGGACCUAGCUAUCUCGUCUCGGCGUUCCGUCUCGGGGUCCGUGUUUGGUAACAAGCACCCCAUCGACGACGCGUUCACCCACGAGCACGAAGGCUGGGGCAUCUCCCUCUUGUUCACCAGGAAACUCGUCCAGCUCCACCACGGCUUGUUCAAUAUUGAAAGCUGCACCGCCGCGGAAUCCCCGGACGGCUCGCAUGGAACGCGCUUCACCGUCACGCUACCUCUGGGAUGCCAACACCUGCCGCCCGACUCGGUCGAAAAGUCCGACGUGUCUGACGGUACGCCGCUGCAACAGUUCCACCAGUCCGUGAUUGACACCAUGUCGCGCGCACACUGGGGCUGGACCAGCAUACCGAAGGAGGACGUGUCCCACAACUCCACAUCCUCGAGGCCGUCAUCGGCUGACCCGCACGCGCGAGGUAUAGACCCAAACACAGUGUACUUUGAGUCGACGGACAUUGUUCUUCUCGUGGACUCCCUGCACGACACACGGCAGUACAUGCGCGACAUCUUUUCGCCGUUCUGUAAGGUCGUAGAGGCGUGCGACGGGCGUCAGGCGCUUGAGAUGGUCAAUAAACACCACCCGAAUCUCAUCAUUGCGGACGUAAUGUUACCGGAGAUUAACGGGUUUGAGCUCGUCACCGAACUCAAGCGCGGCACGCCUGAGCAACAGAUGGUGCCAAUCAUUCUCCUGACGUCGAUGCAAGAUGCGCGUGCCGAUGGAGCGUUUGCCGCCGACGACUACAUGCCGAAGCCGUUCAACGCGCGUGAGCUGAUUGCGCGGGCGCACAUGCAGCUCCAACUCGGCAAGAAGCGGCGCGCGCUUGAGAGCGCCUUUGAUUUGCGUACGCAGGAGCUGCGUCUGUUGACGGAAUACUCCCCUGUCGGCAUCUUCCGAUGCUCGGAGGAUGGCUAUGUGCACUACGCGAACCAGAUGUGGCAUGAGAUAUCGGGCUACCCUCAGUCGUCACAGCCUAUCACCAACUGGGGCGACUACGUGCAGGAGGAUCACCAAGAACGCGUCUCGCAUAUCUGGCAGCAGUAUAUCAGCAAGCAGGCGAUCCACGAGAGGGCUGAGUGGCCGUGGAGGAACGGCCGGUGGGUCGAUACAACAGUCAUCCGCGUGAACCGCGACGGUUCUCCCGCCAGCAUCAUCGGGUGCACGGUUGACAUUACGGAGAGAAAACUUAACGAGCGCAUGCACCGCGAGCAAGUGCUCGAGGCGGAGCAGCGGCGUGCGGCUGCCGAGGAUGCGAGACGGCAGCAGGAACUUCUGAUCGACAUUACCUCACACGAGAUCCGCAACCCGAUCAGCAGCCUGAUGCAGUGUGCGUCACUCGUCAAGUCUAACCUCCUCGCGUUGCAGGAGUACAUGAGGAACGCAUUCGAGGAGGAUCGAGAGAUCAGGCCGACCGACCAGCUCCUCGCCACGAUGGGCGAGGAUAUCGAGGCCCUCGACAGCAUCUAUCAGUGUGGUCUCACACAAGAGAGAAUCUCCAAUGACGUGCUCUCACUCGGCAAGAUCCAGCUAGACAUGCUGCAAAUGUUCGACACUGAGACCGACAUCCGCAAGGAGGCACAGAAACUCGUAUUCGUGUUCCAGAACGAGGCGCGCAUGAAGCGCCUCAACCUGAGCCUGAAUAUCGGCCCGGGUUUCCGGCGCCUGGGGGUGGAGCGCAUCCUGACAGACCCGGUUCGCCUAGGACAAGUGGUUACGAACCUCCUCUCGAACGCCAUCCGGUUCACCUCCAACAGUCCAGUUCGGCGGGUCGAGUUGCGGCUUGAUCUGAGCAUCGACCCUCCCCCGAAAGGGUGCGCAAUGCCACAACCUUCCAAGGAGGUGGAAGUGGACGAGGACACACCAUUGUAUCUCUACGUCUCGGUCGCGGACACGGGGCCCGGCCUCACACCAGCAGAGCUCCAGGUCCUCUUCCAGCCUUUCAGCCAGGCAUCGCCGCAGACGCACACUGUGUACGGCGGCUCUGGCCUGGGGUUGUUCGUCUGCCGCCAACUGACGGAGCGGAUGGGUGGACAUAUCGACGUGGUGAGCGAGCAUGGGCAUGGUUCCGAAUUCCGCUUCUACGUCCGCACGCGCGCAUGUCUAUCUCCCAAGACCCCGCCAACAGAGAGUCCGAGGAGCGACAACGCGGCCAGAGACGUCGCAGGCCCAUUCAAGCCCCACAUUCUUGUGGUCGAGGACAACAUCAUUAACCGCACGGUGCUCAUGCGCCAGCUCCAGCAUGUCGGUCUGACCGUCGAGAGUGCGAGUAAUGGUCUCGAGGCGCUGGAGCGGCUGCGCGUAAGUCAGCGCCCACGGAAGCGUGCCAAUGGUUCGACGUCUGCCAACUCUUCUAGGACGCACACUCCUACAGGCGUCGCAACGUCGCCAGGUGGCAAGGACAUGCGUCGCAACGUCUCCUCCAUUUCUGAAGAUGCCAAAGACGUCGGCGGGCCGAAACGCUUCGACUGCGUCCUCAUGGACCUCGAGAUGCCCGUCAUGGACGGAUACACCUCCGUGCGCCUCCUCCGCGCUGACGAAUCGAAGGGACUCCUAGUUCCAACGAAUGUCGUCGCGCUUACGGGCAACGCGCGGCAGGCGCAGGUGCCCGAGGCAAUGGCGGACUUUACGGACGUCGUGGUCAAGCCGUAUCGCCUCGACGACCUUCUGCGGACGAUCGACGACUCGAUCAGGAGGUACGUCAGCGAUGUGCCGCGAAGUUCGAGUGAGAGUGUACGGUCGGGGCUGGGCAUGGAUCCAGGUGCCCCGGUUCUUCAGGCUCAGACUGAGCCUUCCGAUAUCUAG